AAGGGGAAGGGGCCUCGCCGUAGUAGACAUGGCGAGUAUUUUCGGGUGAAUGAUGCUGCUGAUUGGAAUACAAAGUACGAUUAUUGAGUUGUGUGCGUAGUUUAUUCCGUGUACGAAACACUGCGGCUUGAUGUGAUAUCAUAUAAAGUUUAGUUAAAAAUGCAGAAUGUUGCACAAGGAUCCUCUUCUGAUGGUCAGAAAGUGGAAAAAGUGAGCAUCCUAGACCUGGGGAAAUCGUCGACACCCCAUUCUUCCAACUCGAGUCCUACCAAAUCUGAAACGGAUACAUUUUCGGAACAUCAACCAAGAUCUAUGAGUGAUUCAUCGGAUAGCGAAGAGGACGAAGUCUCCGAGGUGGAGUCGUUCGUUAUUGGCCAGGAGUUGGAUGAUGAGGUGCAGUUGGAGGCCUCUAAAAAGUUCCUAUUUGCAUCUGAUGAGUCUGAACACGCUGUUGAUCCUGUAACACAAGCAAGACUAGAAGCUCUCCUAGAAGCUGCUGGUAUCGGCAAGCUUUCGAGUGGGGAUGGAAAGCACCUGUCUGAUCCAGAAGUCUUGAGACGAUUAACAUCAAGUGUGUCUUGUGCCUUGGAUGAAGCAGCAGCAGCUCUUACAAGAAUGAGGAACGAAAAUCAGAGACCCCAACAGGAGACGAGGUCACUAGUUGAAGCCUGCAGUGAUGGUGAUGUGGGGACUGUGAAAAAGCUACUCACUGAAGGCAGAAGUGUCCAUGAAACCACAGAGGAAGGAGAAAGCCUUCUUUCUUUAGCGUGUUCUGCAGGCUACUAUGAAUUGGCUCAAGUGCUUUUAGCCAUGAAUGCCAAUGUAGAAGACCGCGGAAUCAAGGGAGACUGCACGCCUCUGAUGGAAGCAGCCUCUGCUGGACAUGUUGACAUUGUCAAGCUUCUCAUCAAUCAUGGUGCAGAUGUCAAUGCUCAGUCCUCAUCUGGCAACACACCUCUCAUGUAUGGUUGUGCUGGUGGGUAUAGUGAGGUUGUGAAAGUCAUGCUUGAGGCUGGGGCAAAUGUAGAAGAUCACAACGAGAAUGGACAUACUCCCUUGAUGGAAGCUGCAAGUGCAGGAAAAGUAGCUGUGGCCAAAGUACUCUUGGAUCAUGGAGCUGGUAUCAAUACUCAUUCCAACGAGUUCAAGGAAUCAGCGCUCACUUUGGCGUGCUACAAAGGUCAUCUUGAUAUGGUGCGGUUUCUCCUUGAGGAAGGUGCUGACCAGGAGCACAAGACCGAUGAGAUGCACACUGCACUUAUGGAGGCCUCCAUGGAUGGUCAUGUUGAAGUAGCCAAACUCCUCCUCGAUUCUGGCGCGCAAGUGAAUAUGCCAACAGACAGCUUUGAGUCUCCUCUGACCUUAGCUGCUUGUGGUGGCCAUGUAGAUCUGGCCAUGUUGCUGAUUGAGAGAGGAGCCAACAUUGAAGAAGUUAAUGAUGAAGGUUAUACACCACUCAUGGAGGCCGCGCGCGAGGGCCACGAAGAGAUGGUGGCUCUGCUUUUAAGUCAGGGUGCCAACAUCAACGCACAGACAGAGGAAACUCAAGAAACAGCCCUCACUCUAGCAUGCUGCGGUGGCUUUUUAGAAGUUGCAGACUUCCUCUUAAAGGCUGGUGCUGACCUUGAACUUGGAUCAUCAACACCUUUGAUGGAGGCAGCACAGGAAGGUCAUUUGGAGCUUGUCAAAUAUUUGUUGGAUCAGAAUGCAAAUGUGACAGCACAAACUCAAACAGGUGACACUGCCUUGACGUAUGCCUGUGAAAACGGUCAUACUGAUGUAGCUGAUCUGCUUCUGCAGUAUGGUUCCGACCUGGAGCACGAGUCUGAAGGAGGACGAACACCGUUAAUGAAAGCUUGUCGUGCUGGCCACCAGUGCACAGUGAAGUUUCUGAUCCAGAAAGGAGCUGAUGUGAACAGGCAAAGCACAAACAAUGAUCAUACUCCCCUCUCACUGGCUUCAGCUGGGGGGCAUUUGGCCGUUGUCCAGCUUCUCCUACAGCACAAUGCUGAUCCGUUCCACAAGUUGAAAGACAAUUCAACAAUGCUCAUUGAGGCUGCCAAGGGGGGCCAUACUAAGGUGGUUCAACUGCUGCUUGACUAUCCCCAUUCAAUUAUGAUGGGUGGUCAACAAGCGCAAUCACCUCAAGCUGGCACCACCACUCCGCAACCCCCAACUCAGCUGCAGACUCAGUCACAGCCCGGAACCCAUUCCCAGCCCCAAUCUCAACCCCAACCAUCGACAUUGGUUCAAGCUCAAACUCAAACACAGCCUUCCUGCCACCCUGCCUCACCGGAACAAGUUCAGCAGGCUCAAUUGCACCACCAACGGCAUGCGGUUCAGCAGGCUGGCCUUAUUGCUGUGCCAGAUGCUGUGCAGGCACUCCCCCAGGAGGAAGUGAGCCCUGCUCCUGUUCUCAACGUCAGUUCAUCCUCCAAGACCAGCCAUCCAACCUGUUCUGAUCCCUCUGUUUCACCGCUUGUAGCUGGCGGUUCCCCUGAAGCGCCAGACUUUUCGAAGAAAUCUGUGCUCCGGAAAAACCGAGCUGCAGCAGCUGCUGAAGGCAAUGUCUUAACGUCAGCAGAAGCUCAGCAGACAAAGAAUGUCCCCCCAGGAGAGGGAGGAGCAGCGCUCUCUAAAGAAGAGAGCAACAUCUUGGAUAAAGGUAGCACUGAGCAGCUUCUCCGUCAACAAAUCUACGCCGAUUUGCAGCGAGUUGAGGAGGAGCAGGAAAAGCAAGUCCAUCUUGCUGCUUUUGAUGCAGGGUUUGCAGCAGGAGCAGCUGCUGCAGAGGCUUCUUCUAAUGUGUUAAGUUUAGCAACCUCGUUCUCAGCGACCCCUCCUGAGCCUCAGCCCUCUUUAUCCACCCGAAAGGGGGCUGGUAGUUCACAAGGGAGUACGUCUGGUACGUCAUUGCCCACCAACCAACUGCAGGUUCUUCAGCCACAAGCAGAAACCCAAAGUACCUCCUCAUCCACCACCACUCCAGCCACCAGCAACCCGGCAGCUAUUUACCUUCCACCACCACCAUCAACGCCUCCUCAAACUGUUACUACUUCUGCUGAAGUCAACCAGUCAACAGCAAUCAGUGAUCGUCCUAAAGCUAAGCCAGCAACCAAGAAAGAAACAAAGCUUCGAAAGCAGCAAAUUGUGCAUGCCGUCACCCAGGAACUUGCAUUUCAAGCUGCCCAGAUGGCUCAGAUGGGGCAGAACUCAAGGAUUUGUGCCGCAACUGCCGCUGCUGCUGUGAACUUAGCUCAGAUUAACAAUCAACAACAACUAGAGCAGCGGGUUCAAACCCUUGAUCAGGAGGCCCUUCAACGCCACCAGCAACUCCAUCUCCACCACCAACUUCCGCCAGGAGGCCCCGUAGACCCUGCUGCUGUUGACAAAGUAGCGGCUGGUGGCAUUCUGACACCAAAUCAGUUGAUUGCCCACCUGCAGCAACUGGACCCAUCAAUUACUGCAGCCACCCCGCAGCAAUUGCACCAUCAUGUUCACCAAGUCUUGCAUCAAAAGCCCAACUUAAGAACUUUGCAGCAGAUGCUUCCUGGAGGACCUGAUGACCUUGCCGAACUUCUCUCUGAGCAAGUUGACCAGGGCACUCUGGAUCGGGAGAAUCUUGCUAGUGCUGUUGUGGAUUCCCUAGAGGCCCUGCAGGCCCUUGCCUUGGACGAUAUUACUGUCACAACUGAUACUGAAGAACAUUUCCAACCUUAUGGCCCAACACCCUCUCUAGGAGAGGCGAUUUCUGCCAUGGCGGCAGCACAGGUCCAGGGGGACUUGAGUCAUGUAGAGUACUACGCUGUGCCAGCCACUGGUGCCCAGCACCCUGCUCUGCAGGUGAGGGACACGGAAGGCGAUGAGCAACUUCAGUAUCAGCAAUAUCAGUUAACUACUGGGAAUGCUCCCUGUAGCUUGGAAGUUAUAGCAAAUGCUACCAACGCUCAGAUCCUAGCAAACCGAGCUGCAGCCACUGCUGGAGCUGCUUCAACAACAUCAAGCACCAUACCUACUGCUUUCCAGCCUCAGCUGUUACUGCCAAGUCCUCAACUUGCCUCUCCCUCCUCAGACUCCUCCACUCCGACCCUGCCUGUGCCUGCAUCGUCUGCUGCUGUAGCCACGCAAGCCGAAUCUAUACCUGUACCUCCCCCUCUUCCCACUCCUGCGUCCAAAUCCUCAUCAACAGCAGCUCCCCCAUCAAGUGCCGCCACCGCCGCAACUGCAGCCGUUCAGACAAGUACGCCCACUGCCUGUACGCAGCCUCACCACCACCACGGUACACCAUGCAGUAGCCAUCAAGUGCAAGCAUCCACCCAAACCACCAAUGCAGGUGUAACAGCACCCCUUUCCUCAGAGAAAAAGGUUUUGACCGUAUCUCAGACUAAUGCUGGGACUAAAGGAAGAAAAGCCAGAUAUCAGGUGCAGGCUCGACAGCAGCAGGCAUCUCAGCUACAACCUUUACAACAGUCUGCUUCUGCUCAACAGCAGGGUGUAGCCCACCACGAUGCUAACACAGCUGCUGGACAGUAUACUACUCCAUGUGCACAAGCCCCUGUCUCAUCUCUUAAUGUGGACAGUGAGACUGAAAGUAACCAUGAUACAGCAUUAACUCUUGCCUGUGCUGGAGGCCAUGAUGAACUUGUUGAGUUGCUGCUCUCUCGCGGCUCUGACAUAGAGCAUCGUGAUAAAAAGGGUUUUACCCCUCUCAUCCUCGCUGCCACUGCUGGUCACCACAAAGUUGUUGAGAUCCUCCUUGACCAUGGUGCUGAUAUUGAAGCCCAAUCCGAGCGUACUAAAGACACACCCUUGUCAUUGGCUUGUUCUGGAGGCCGAUAUGAGGUUGUUGACCUCCUCCUUCAGCGAGGAGCUAACAAAGAGCACCGAAAUGUAUCAGACUAUACCCCACUAUCUCUGGCAGCAUCAGGAGGCUAUGUCAACAUUAUCAAACUCCUCCUGGCUCAUGGAGCUGAGAUCAACUCCAGAACCGGCAGCAAGUUGGGUAUUUCCCCUCUUAUGUUAGCAGCUAUGAAUGGUCAUACUGCAGCUGUCAAACUGCUCCUAGAUAUGGGAAGUGACAUAAACGCACAAAUUGAGACUAACCGAAACACAGCACUUACCUUAGCUUGUUUCCAAGGAAGGCAUGAGGUUGUAAGCUUGUUAUUGGAUCGUAAAGCUAAUGUGGAGCAUCGAGCUAAGACUGGUCUUACACCCUUAAUGGAAGCUGCCAGUGGUGGAUAUGUAGAAGUUGGACGGGUCCUGCUUGACAAAGGGGCUGAUGUUAAUGCCCCUCCUGUCCCUUCUUCUCGAGACACUGGUCUUACCAUAGCUGCAGACAAAGGACACUGCCGAUUUGUGGAACUGCUUCUGACUCGUGGUGCCCAAGUUGAAGUAAAAAACAAGAAGGGCAACUCCCCACUUUGGCUUGCUGCCAAUGGUGGACACUUAAAUGUGGUUGAACUACUCUUCAAUGCUGGAGCUGACAUUGAUUCCCAGGAUAAUAGAAAGGUUUCUUGCCUUAUGUCUGCAUUCCGAAAAGGUCAUAUUAAAGUAGUUAAGUGGAUGGUACAUCAUGUAAUGCAAUUCCCAAGUGACCAGGAAAUGACAAGAUAUGUAGCAACCAUCAGUGACAAAGAGUUACUAGAUAAGUGUCAAGACUGCAUCAAAAUCAUACGCGCUGCCAAGGACCAACAAGCAGCUAAAGCAAACAAGAAUGCAAGUAUCUUACUGGAAGAACUUGAUCAGGAGAAAACCCGAGAAGAAACCAAACGGCUUGCUGCGCAGAGGCGCAGAGAUCGUAAAAAGAAGAAGAAACAAGAGAAAAGGAAGCAAUUGAGCUCAUCAAACGAAAAUGAUGAUGAUGACAAUGAUGACAAAGAUGAAGAAAGUGACAAAGAAUUCAGUGGAAGUGAAACUUGCAAUGCACCUGAAGAAUCCCCUGACAGGGUUGCACCAGUAGCCACUGAAACUGUUGAUAAAGAGGAAGGGGACAGUGGUAUUGAUGCCAACAGCCAAGGCUCUUGUAGUUCUAGUGAUGUAAAAUCCAAGGAUAGGCGGAAGGACAAGAAAAAGAAAACAACAAAUGGAAGAAGUAAUUUAAGUAUCAACCUUAAGUCUGAGAAAGAGAAUAGUCCACCUGACACAACGCCUGCUAAUAGCAGAGUUGCCCCACCACCAACUGUCAACUCAAGGUUCCCAGAAGAACGAACUGUUGAAAGACGUACUGCCAUUCCCUCCACUGCCUCUACCACCAUUACAUCAACAACUACUACUGCAACCUCCCGAUCAAUUCAGGAAAGGCAGGAAAGAAAGUUGAAAUCUGAAAACAAAGCACCAAACCCUGUAUAUUCUCUGCAUGCAUAUGAGACAACUUCAAGGCACCCUGCAGAAAGGGAAGACUUUGAAGCCACUGGAAAUGAGACUUACACUCCAGUUUCCAAAACCAAGAAAGUUUCUCAGUUGUACAACUGUGGUGACGUUGGCAGAUAUGAAAGUGAAACGACCAUCGUCGGCAAAGCAGCCUCCUCCACCAGUCCCAAGCAAGGGGGAAAGCGGGAGGAAGGUUGGAAGGAGGUUGUCAGGAAAUAUUCGCCUUCGGUUCCAAAUACUUAUCCACAGAAUUCCUCUUCCCACUUCAGGUCAAAGAAGGUAUCUGUGCCACUAAAUGCCAUUAGCAGAGUCAUUGGCCGUGGUGGAAGCAAUAUCAAUGCUAUACGUGCUGCAACCGGAGCCCAAAUUGAAGUUGAAAAGCAGUGCAAGGGACAAGGCGAAAGAAUUAUCACAAUCAAGGGUUGUGCUGAUGCUACACGCCAAGCUCACAUGCUCAUAGCCACUCUCAUCAAAGAUCCUGAUGUGGAUAUCAUGGGAAUGCUUCCUAAGCCCAUCAAAUCUGGAGCAACUGUGGGGCAAUGGGAAAAGCCUGCUCCCACUGCUUUGAAGGUAAAACCAGCAAGUACUCCAGUUAGUGUGAAGCCAGCUGCUGUACCCACUGUUGCACCUACACCCCUUUUGGGAUCUACACCAAGUUUGACCAAGAUUGUGCCUUCACCUGGUGCCAACUCUCUGCUGCCUGCCUUGCGGUCUGCGGCUGUUUGCAAGCUCAUGUCGUCAUACUCUCCCCCGGUGACUCGCGGUACCGCACCACGUCUCGUGGCUGCAGCGGAGAAGCGAGCCGCCAUUCUGGCUGCCGCCAACACCAAGACCACCAUGUCCUACACCUCGGCCAUCAUGACCUCGGGCCGCAACGCGGGCAAGGGCCACGCGCCCUUGGCCACGCAGACGUUCGCCGCCAAGCUGAGCGAACCGACGACGGGGGUGGUGGCGCCCGCCUCGAGUGCAUCGAGCGCCGUGCCCACCAAGAGCAGGCAGCCGCCGACGCAGCCACCGGCCACCGCACCCGCCACUCCUUUGGUAUCCACCGUGCCUUCCCCGAAGCACCACCGCCCGCCGCCCAUAUCGUCGGCGCCUCCCAACAUGACGACGCACUUGAGGAGCUCUUUGGCGCACACGUCGGUCAACUCGACGGCGGCGGCGCCGGGCGCGGCAGUGACCCUCGCCAACUCGGCGCGAAGCAGCAGCCCUGCGCACGCCGCGCACGCCCAGCCAAUGGCGCCGGCCUCCAACGAGCUGGACACCGCGACCAGCAGCACGGCCACGCCGCUGACGUACUCCCUCUUCAACUCCGACAAGACCAUGUGGAGCCGCGACAGCGACGGCAACUCGACGCAGAAGGGCAUGAACUUCGCCAGCGUGGCCGCGGCGGGCUCUGCUUCCGCCAACGCGUCGCACGCGUCGCUGCCGCCGACCCAGUACCUCGACUCGACGCCGCCGCAGGUGGACAUCUCGAAAGCGCCGGGCUACCGCAAGAACACGACGUGCUCGCCCACCAGCGUGUCGUCCAAGCCCUGCAGCACCGCCAGCUCGCCGCCAUCGCUGGGCCCCGCGGAGGCCGGGACCCUCGGCAGCGCCAACGCCAUGCCGUCGCCGGUCAAGCCGCCCAACCUGCUGGCUCUGAGCCGGCCCGGCGCGCACCCGCACGCCCACCAGCACGCCCACCCGCACGUCAACACGGACAUGCCGCCGACCUCGGCCGGCCAGGGUCAGGGCCAGAGCGGGCCCCAGGGCCAGCCGUCACCCAUCAUGCGGCACGGCCACGCCGGCCACGCGCCGCACGGCCACGCCGGCCAUGGCCUCGGCCACGGGCCCAACCUGGAGAUCCAGCCGCCAGACCUCGGCCUGUCCGUGGGUCACGGCCGUCAACCGGAGAUGCAGCCAUCGCCGAACAGCGGGCUGGCGGUGCAGCGCCCCAACAAGGACCAGCAAGGCCCGCUCGGUCCGCACGCCGCACACAACCAGCUUGGACACGGCCAGCACGGCCCUCAGGGCCAGCAGCCCUUGGCGUCGCCGUCGCAGCACAUUCCGCUGCCCCACCGGCAGUCCUCGCCGCCCCACGGACAGCUGCAGAUGCCGCCCACGCCCAUGGGCAGCGCGCUCACGGUGCAGAGGCCCUCCAUGCAGGACAUGCAGCACUCGCCCAGCCGCAGCAACUCGUCCGUGGACAUGCAGGCCAUGUCGCCGUCGCCGCAGGCCAACGCGCACCAGGCGCAGCAGCAGGCCCAGCAAGGGCAGCAGGCGCCGCAGGGGCCGCCCCCCAACACCAGCAUCCCCCCGCCGGGCCACGGCCAGGGCCACGGCCACGGCAUGGGGCCCAGUCACGGCCACGGGCCGCACGGCCCCCACGGCCACCACGGCCCGCCCGGCCACAACCACAUGAUGCGGCCCAUGAGCAUGGAGAUCCCGCACAACUCGUCCCUGAACCACAACAUGGUGGUGCGGCCCAACAGCAUGGUGGACGUGUCCCAGAACCCCAGCCAACCCCAGCCCCCCGGCCCCGGCCAGUCCGGCCAGCCCCAGAGGUUAGAUCUAGGUCCUUCAGACUACGGCGUUCGUUCGCACGCCCCCGUGUUUCCGGACGACAACUCGGGCCUCUAUAGCAAUUCCGGCCCUGACGCGUUGCUGGGCAUGGUCCCCGGCAUGACUGACAUGCUCAACACUGCCGUGAGCAUGUCACGCCUCAACCCGCGCGCUCCUGACUUCUCUAGCGCCAUGCACCACACCAACAAGCCCCCUCCCCACCCUCCUAUGUUCCAGUCUGCUCCUCCGUACCUCCCUCCCACCAUGCUUGGCCCUCCCGGUCCCCUCCCCAACAAGUUCCACCCUCCGCGGCCCGCUCCCGGACACGGGCCGGGGCCUAGCCAUGGGCCUGGACACGGGCCGGGGCAGGGGCCAGCUGGGCACGGGCCCGGACACGGGCCUGGCAGCUCGCACAACCGCUGGCCCUUCAUGCCUCACGGCCACCACGGCUACCAGCCUGACGCGGCCAACUUCAACGUGCUGGGCUCGCUCAAUCACCCCUCCUCGGACAUGAUGCCCCCCAUGGCGGAGAACGGCAACUCGCCGCCGUCGCCGAACCACGGCCACGGUCAUGGCCACGGCCCGGGCGGGGCUGGCGGGGCCCUGGACACCCCCAUGAAGGCGCCGCCGCGACCCAUCGGCACCGAGCGGCACCUCAAGCACCACUCGAUGGGCGGGGACACGGUGACGGGCGCGGACUGGCUGCUGGGCCUGCCCAACGUGAACCAGCCCCACCAGGCGCACCAGGGCCAGGCGCACGGCCAGGCACACGGCCAGGCCGACCACAAGAUGUCCUGGGCAGGACCGCAGAUGUUCCGCUCCAAUCCGCCGCCCUACGACCUGCCGCCUAUGGACACGUUUCCGCUGGGCAUGGACAACCAGUUCCACAACGGAGGCAACACCGCGGCCGCGGCGGCCGCUGCGCUGCUGCACCACUCCCACUCCAUCCCCAUGAUGAACCCCAACCCCUACAGCUCGGGCGGCGCCGGCGCGUUCGGCGCGGACCUCGGCCACGACGCCAUGAAGAUGGACGCCUCGAGCUGGGACGGCCCCAACAGGCUGGGCAUGCCCGAACUGAACGACAAACAACACGGAUGGACGAACAAGUGGAGCCAUUAGUAGUUCAAGGUGUCUACGUUCUUGGGAUUUUGUUAUGAAGAAAUAGCGCAAGGAUACUGAACCAAUAGAAUUCCGACGUGUUUUCUUUAUGAUUUUGUUCUAGAAUGGCUUUUUAUUUCUGUGGUAGUGUUGGUUUUUCCGCUGCUUGAAGAAAUGUCAGUUUGGUAGUGAGCCACAUUCAGACCAUGUGAAUUUCUCCUUCUGCACUUGAUUCUGUGCAGAUCCUUAAUGCAGUGAAUCUGAUGUCAACUGUGCGGUUGGCACGUACUCUUUACCUAAGACUUGGAUUAAGUACCCUAUUUGGCAUGAUGAAACCCUGAGAGGUGUUUGGAUCCAAGGUUGAACACGAAAGCAUUGUGCGUCUCAACUUUCUCUUAAUAUUGCCGGUGUCUUUCUGGGUUUGAUUGUAUGCUUGUACUUCUACUAGUACCAUAAGUAUAUUUACAGUGCAGUGACUGCAGGUUUCAAUCUUUCAUUCAUAUCUUGUAGUCAUGUCAGUAAUACUUUCCUUUUAUUUUCCCAUUAGUGAUGGGAACUGUUGGUCCUCAGUUUGUAAUGUAUCCCAGGAACUUUUUUAAAAAUGUAUGUUCUACAAAUGUAGCUUUGAGAGAGAAGUGUGGAGGUAUUUAGGCAUAUUAUUAUGCUGUAGUUGAUCACUGCAGUACAGUUGGGCGACAUAAGGUCAGGGUUAAUGGUGAAAUGAAUUUGUUAACCAGAUUGAUCAUACAAUCUUUGGUUCAUUUUUCAAUUUGUAUUUUGAUGAUGUUUGUUUAUUGCAAUGCCAUAAAGGAUCAAUAAUCUCUUGUGGCUUUAUGUAGCAAACCAAUAUUAAGACGUUGCUGGUGGUGAUGUUAGUGGAGUAGAAGUGUGACGGGUGGCAUACUUCUAUUCUUUAUAUUGUACAGAUGCUCUUUUGAGCUAUAGUUAAUGGCUGCACGUCAGCCAGUCCAGAGCGAUGAAUGCAGUAAAGAAAUGUUAUAUUGCUUGUACAUGAAGACUAAAAUAAAUCUUUAUGCACUGUG
Thrips palmi is the source of this 11054-nucleotide messenger RNA. RefSeq names its product ankyrin repeat domain-containing protein 17 (gene mask). Gene Ontology annotation, molecular function: protein binding; RNA binding. The record is from RefSeq and is a predicted model, not a curated record. The coding region runs from base 160 to 10032 and encodes 3290 amino acids. The transcript has 29 exons. Gene Ontology annotation, cellular component: cytoplasm. NCBI's taxonomy places the organism in Eukaryota, Metazoa, Arthropoda, Insecta, Thysanoptera, Thripidae. Gene Ontology annotation, biological process: innate immune response.